AUGACUAUAAAAGCUAGUCAAUCUAGAUCCAUAUUCCUUGAGUUUGCUGAAGCUCAGAAUUGCACCAACAUAUUCCGAAACCUUCACCAUAGAGCCAAUCUUAACAACUGUGAUCUCCAAGAUUUUAUCUCUUCUUCAACACCAAACCUGUGCUCAAACAAUGUUGAUUCAGUCAUUGGUCUUCUUGGGGUUGACAUGUACAAUGCUUUACGGUCCAAUUGUAAAGGCUUAUCCAGCAGUAAUCAUAGUGAUGAAGCGUGUUUCGAUUGUGUUGUUUCUUAUAGGCAAUCAUUGCAAGCUCUAAAAGAAAGAAAUAGAUCAGAGUCUCCAUGGCCUAUAGGCCCUACACAGAAUCAAAACAAAGUCUCCAAGAAGACAGUAGAGGAAGAAUCCAGGAGUUUCUUUAACUGCUCUGGUCUUUACCUAUUCUCACAAGAUGAAGUGUUGAAAGCUACCAACCAUUUUGAUGAUUCAAACUUGAUUGGAGAGGCAACACUUGGGAUAUUCUAUGUUGGGAUAAUGCCUAGUGGAAUGCCAACAACAAUUAAGAGACUUAAUCAGGGGAUCAUUAAAGUUCAAAAUUUCGGGGAAGAGGUAAUAAGGAAAUCCAAGAUAAGGCAUCCUAACGUGGUGACCACUUUGGGAUAUUGUGAUACAGGAGAGCACUGUCUUGUUUAUGAGUAUUGCUCACAUUAUCUAGCAGGUAAUGGGAGGACACUAAUCUUGACAUGGGAACAUCGAAUGCAGAUAUCGAUCGGCAUUGCUCGGGGUUUAUGUUUUCUUCAUGCCAAUGCCUUGGCUAAAAUGGUUCAUGGAGAUUUAAAGUUAUCAAACAUAUUUCUGAAUGAGAAACUUGAAGCCAAGAUAUUAGACUCCAACUUAUCAAACUGCAAGCCUAAUGAAACAAAAGGGCUACAAACCAUAAAAAACGACGUCUUCGAUUUCGGGGUUGUUCUGCUUCAAGUUUUGACAGGAAAGAAAUCAAAAUCUGUGGUUGAGGAGGCAAGGGAUGCAAUGCUAAAAGGAGCAAGUAUAAGUGGCAUGGCGGAUCCACGUUUAAAUGGGGCUUAUGUUUCCUCUGAAUUUCGAAAUGUAUUGUCCAUAGCUGUUAGAUGUACAGCUCCAAGUGAACGGGAAAGGCCAUACAUGGAAGAAAUUGUACGAAAACUUGAAGAAACACAAAGUUUAGUAUGA
Molecule: messenger RNA, 1194 nt
Organism: Prunus mume (Japanese apricot)
Lineage: Eukaryota; Viridiplantae; Streptophyta; Magnoliopsida; Rosales; Rosaceae
Product: proline-rich receptor-like protein kinase PERK9
Biological process (GO): protein phosphorylation
Molecular function (GO): protein kinase activity; ATP binding
Source: RefSeq, a predicted model, not a curated record